GCCAAAAAAAAAAAAAAAAAAAAAAAAAAAGACAAAAAACAAGGGCUUGUCCAGUCUCCCACACCAUUCGCACAGCAGUCCGUUCCAUUCAAACGCACUCAAAGAGUAAAAAAACACAAACACAAUGGCCAGUCAAUCCGAUCCACAGGCAUCUGCCAUUUCAGCUGCUAAGUUGGAGUUUCUCGCGGAGGAUGAGAUGGUCGAAAUUGUGCCCAACAUGAGAAUGGAACCCCUAAAUUUGAUCUGCGGAGAUUUUGGCCCUUUUUGCCCCCAAAUAGCCAUACAGGUUCCACUGUGGCUGGCAGUGGCCCUGAAGAAGAGAGGGAAAUGCACUAUCAGACCUCCUGAAUGGAUGUCAAUUGAGAAGUUAACUCAGGUCUUGGAAGCAGAAAGGGAUUCUGAAGGGUUCCAGUCAUUACCAUUUCAUUAUGUUGAAAUCUCGAGGAUUUUUUUUUAUCAUGCCCGCGAGGACAUACCAGAUGUCUAUAUGGUGUGGUCUCUAAUUGAGGAUAUCAAGGAUGUAAGAUUCCACAAGAUAGGGACUGGCUUGGAGAUUAUAUCCAAGGAGCGCACUUCUGCAUUGAGGCUUAAAAAUCUAUCGGCAAUGGAAGCAAAUGUGGUGCGCCCAUUUGUUACAACAGCAUUGCAGACAUUCUAUAAGCUAAGCAGUCCAGAGUUGAUAUCGGAAUCAAAUGGUGUGCCCAGCAGACAGCGCCGGCCAAUCAAUGCACCAACUAGGGUUACUAAACCUAGAUGAUGCAAUUCCAACAUGAUAUCCAAAUCAUCAUGUUCUUGUCAACCUCUUCUGCACU
This is a messenger RNA of Ipomoea nil (Japanese morning glory), 812 nucleotides long. Its product is annotated as DNA replication complex GINS protein PSF2-like. The record is from RefSeq and is a predicted model, not a curated record. The coding region runs from base 125 to 757 and encodes 210 amino acids. The transcript is spliced from 8 exons. NCBI's taxonomy places the organism in Eukaryota, Viridiplantae, Streptophyta, Magnoliopsida, Solanales, Convolvulaceae. Gene Ontology annotation, biological process: DNA replication; double-strand break repair via break-induced replication. Gene Ontology annotation, cellular component: nucleus; GINS complex.